AUGUCGUGGGCAGGCUUCAAGAAAAAUGUCAACCGUGCGACGACGCAGGUGAUGAUGAAGACAGGUCAUGUCGAGAAAACGAACGACCGCGACUACGAGGUUGAGGAGAGGCGGUUCAGGACCAUGGAGGCGGCGUCACUGCGGCUGCAGAAGGAGGCGAAGGGAUACCUCGAUUCUCUACGAGCGAUGACGGCCUCACAAAUGCGGAUUGCCGAGACGAUUGACGCUUUCUACGGCGACGCCGGGGCUAAGGACGGCGUCAGCAGGAGCUACAAGCAGGCCGUCGAAGACCUCGACGCGGAAACGAUCAAGGCCUUGGACGGGCCGUACCGGACGACGGUGCUGGAGCCCAUUACGCGCUUCUGUGCCUACUUUCCUGACGUGAAUGAGUGUAUCAAGAAACGCAGUCAUAAACUGCUCGACUACGACGCCCUGCGCGCCAAGGUCAAGAAGCUCGUCGAGAAGCCCGACAAGGACGUGACCAAGCUCCCGCGGGCUGAGAAGGAUAUGGACAUGGCCAAGGCAGCGUACGAACAGCUCAACGAACAAUUGUGCACGGAGCUGCCGCAGCUCAUUGACCUCCGCGUACCCUACCUCGACCCGUCGUUCGAGGCGCUCGUCAAGAUCCAGCUGCGCUUCUGCGCCGAGGCGUACAGCAGGAUGGCGCAGGUGCAGCAAUACCUCGACGCCGACACGCGGGAGCAGUACGCCCAGGGCCAACUGGACAGCAGGGUCGAGCAGGUGCUGCAGGAGAUAAGAGAACUGAGCAUCAGCGGGACCGUCUGA
This is a messenger RNA of Lasiosphaeria miniovina, 786 nucleotides long. RefSeq names its product BAR domain-containing protein. Gene Ontology annotation, molecular function: lipid binding; protein binding. The record is from RefSeq and is a predicted model, not a curated record. Bases 1 to 786 code for a protein of 261 amino acids. The transcript is spliced from 6 exons. Gene Ontology annotation, cellular component: mating projection tip; medial cortex; Rvs161p-Rvs167p complex. NCBI's taxonomy places the organism in Eukaryota, Fungi, Ascomycota, Sordariomycetes, Sordariales, Lasiosphaeriaceae. Gene Ontology annotation, biological process: plasma membrane tubulation; actin cortical patch localization; endocytosis.